Molecule: messenger RNA, 1168 nt
Organism: Lentinula edodes (shiitake mushroom)
Lineage: Eukaryota; Fungi; Basidiomycota; Agaricomycetes; Agaricales; Omphalotaceae
Exons: 5
Coding region: 215-916 (233 amino acids)
Biological process (GO): regulation of signal transduction
Molecular function (GO): protein phosphatase inhibitor activity
Source: RefSeq, a predicted model, not a curated record
UAUACACUCACUAGGAAUAAGUUGAAAGGGAAGAUACCUCAAUUAAAAACUAACAUUUCCAAUCUAGAAUCGAGUUGUCACCUGAACUCGUGCUCCCACCAUCUACAUAUACCGAUCGGUUGAACAAUAUUUUCCACUCCACUUGCCGCAGCUGUAAAUUCUUCUUGUGUAUCUCUCUUUACUUUAUAAUCGCAUAACUUCCGGAGCGACAAUCAUGUCCACUGAAAUCAUUCAAGAUCCACCUCAUCUCCCUCCUCUACCAAGAUCAGCGUCGAAUCCUAAACCAAAAGGUAUCCUGAAGAACGCUGUUCCACUACCUGGUGCAGGACAACACCUACGCUGGGACGAGGAGAACAUACAGUCUACAGAGUUUCCCGAAGGGACGUUUACGAAGAUCACUGAACCCAAGACGCCUUAUGUUAGAUACAAUGCCGAAACAGAUGAGGUUGAAGGAGAUAUCCCGUCUCUAGAUCUUAACGGCCGAUAUGUCCCGAGCUCUCCUAUACUUUCCUCGUCACCAACAGGUGCCAACACUUCAGGUCCUUCAUCGCGUCGAACCUCCUUCUCAAGCACAGGUCGAUCAGGCUCUGUUCGCUCUAGCAGCGCACAAUCGAGUCGAGGCACUAGCUUUAAUCUACCUGAUGAAGCCAGAUCCGAUAUAAGGGCUACUGGUAACGGAGACUUGGGAGACGAAGUAGAGGUUGACGAAGAAAUGGACGAAGAGACUGCCAAGAAACACGCAGAAUUCGUUCGUGCUCGAGGAAGGCAUUAUUCUAAUGAGGCUGAAGCUAUGAAGAGAGCGGCUAGACUCAUGGCGGACGAAGACCAGGAAGAAAUUCCUGACCGCGAUGGUGAUGACGAUGAGAAGGCCUUAGAAGCGGCCACUGGGAAAGUCAGUAUCAACGGUGUUCAUUGAGAAUUGAAGAAUAGAUAUCUAGCGAAUAUUGGGACAUAUGUAGUACACGUUGUUUUCAGUAUCUUCCUUUCCCUGCUUGAAUCUUGUGCUUCCUGGGCUGAAUUAUAUCAAUCAAAUAUUAUAGCAGUACAGUUUGAAGUGCUUUACAAGUAUACACGGUUUCAAACUUUUUUUUGAGGCUGGUGUCCUGCCAGUACAUGCAUACACGGCCCUCUGUACAGUCGGGUAUUACAUUAAAAUAAUUGACCACGA